Molecule: messenger RNA, 3215 nt
Organism: Macrosteles quadrilineatus (aster leafhopper)
Lineage: Eukaryota; Metazoa; Arthropoda; Insecta; Hemiptera; Cicadellidae
Gene: Nt5a
Product: 5'-nucleotidase domain-containing protein 1
Exons: 1
Coding region: 186-1817 (543 amino acids)
Molecular function (GO): 5'-nucleotidase activity
Source: RefSeq, a predicted model, not a curated record
CCUCUAAAACACAAAACGAAAACAACAGUCUAACUAAACCUAACAAACAGUAAAAAUAAAGUGUUAGUGAUAGUGAAAGUAAAAUCAUUUCUUUACUAAAAAUAAACAUGUCGUAUCUAGGUCAGUAACGACAUCGUUUUACAAGUUUUAUUGUGAUGUAAAUUAUUCAUACGUGUAAGUAAACAAUGCACCUUACUGCGGGUGUUCGCGUUAUUCUCACUUUAAGGAGUGGUUAUGGUUACACAACUACAACUUCGAUAAGGCCUAUCUGCCCACUUGGGGAACAGUUAAGAGUUCCCUCUAAUUUGUGGCGCUCACAUACUGAUACUACCUGCGGUAUUCAUGUCUGCGCUGUUAGAACAUAUUCACAUUUACAGUCCUUAGGACGUACGAAUGCUAACGCUAAGAACUGCCCUGAUAGUAGAGUGGCUUCCUUGACUUCUUGUGGGAAGGAAAUGAUGUCUUCUUUUAACAAAGCAACAACAGAUUCGUCAGUUUUUAGAAUAUUAGAUUAUGACUGUGUCGGUUUUGAUUUAGACAAUACUUUAGGUGAAUAUAACAUCACACCUUCUGUUGAAACGGAAUACAACAUUCUGGCAAAUUAUCUAGUGAAAGAGAAGGGGUAUGAUCCUGAUUUUUUAUUGAAGCCUUUGAAUGAAGAUUCUAUUGAUUUCUUGCAGAAAGGUUUAUUUGUUGACUUUGCCAGAGGUAACAUAAUUAAAAUUACAGAAAAUGGAGUGAUAAGUAGAGCAAGCCAUGGAUCAAAAAUGAUGUCACACGAAGAAAUUAAAAACGCUUACGGUAAGGACAGAAAAUGGGAGGUCACAAACGAGCUAUGUCAAAACAUGCUUGUUGGAUGGAAUGGCCCUCUAUCAGAAAGGAUAAGAGCACUCUUGGACUAUUUUGACAGGCCAGCCUCCAUUGCUUUUGCCAGAAUUGUUGAUUCUCUUGAUGAUAAACUGGGAAAACCAGCUGAUGUAUACAAUGUUUGGCCGGAUGUUCUUGCAGGCCUUCAUGACAUGUAUGAUCGAGAGCAUUUUGCAAGCGAGGAAGGUGGGUACUUCAAAGAAAUCAAAUCCAACCCGGGUAAGUUUUUAAAGCCAUGUAGUCCUGAAACAAUAAAAUGGUUGAAAGAAAUCAAACAGACCAAACUGACAUACUUGAUUACAGGCUCUAAUUGUGACUUUGCUUCACUCACGGCAGAAACAGUCCUAGGUAAAGAUUGGAGAAGUUUGUUUGAUAUUGUAGUUUGCUAUGCUCGCAAGCCUGCAUUUUUCACUGGAUGUAGACCAUUUAUUGAAUUGGACGGAUUUAAAGAAACUGAGCCUGUGUCAAACAACAGUAUUAAACUGGGUAGCAUGUACAACCAAGGCAAUUGGCAAGAAUUGUAUCAGUUGUUUGCGAAAACAUCAGGUAUACAAAAGCCUAGAUGCCUUUAUUUUGGUGAUAAUUUGGUCCAAGAUAUCUAUACACCAUCAAAGUUUACAAAAUGUGAGACAGUAGCAGUAGUCGAAGAGCUUAAAGCUGAAACUGAUAGAAAUCACAAUGGGUACUUAGGAGAACAUCCGUCUCACCAUGUUGUAACCUCAAAAUCUUGGGGUUCGUACUUUUAUGAUGAUAAAGAAAAUAUGAAUACUUUAUGGGGCAGUAUACUUCACAAACAUGCCAAUAUUUGCGUCCCUAGUUUGUCUGUACUUGCACAAUAUCCGCUUAGUCAUGAGUUCAAUACUUUUGAAAAAUGUUAUGGAGGAGGUUAUUUUCCAAGCAGACCGAGCCACGGUCCUCCUGUAACCGAAAAGAAGGUCAGAGCUGUGUAGUCGAGACAAGUCAUUUAGGCUAGGUUUUUAAGUUCAAAAUAUGUACAUGUUGAGCAAAGUACAAUUUAAAACUAUAUGUUUAGCUUGAAGCAAAGUUAUACAAAAAAGCCUGAUUCAAAUUUUGCUUGAUUAAACAGAACACAUACAGUAAUCUGUUAUAAAAUAUUACCAUAAGCCUACCAAUUGGAUUUGGUAUAAAAAUAGCAUAUGUUGAUGAAAUAAAUGUAGCCUACUUAACUUAUGUUAUAGAGCCAGAACUUAACAAAUCUACACAUUUAAAUUAAUUCAAUUAAGAUUUGAAUCUUUUAUGAAGCAUUUAAUUAAUUUCUAAAAAAAAGUUUCUUAAUGGAAUCGUUUUCUUGUGAUACUACUAAUUUUGAUGUCCAAUUUAGAAUUAUAACCAUUGAUUUCCCUAAGUAUUAAUAUGGGCUGUAGAAGGAUGUUGCUUUGUGAGCAAAGACUUUGUGUAUGGGAUUACAGUAGGUAGUAAAUAAAAGGGUAAAGCUUCAAAUAGCAUUAUUAAAACUUGAAACAAAUUGUAAAGCGCAACUUUUCAAUGUAUUUUUCCCAUUUCACGUAGCUGUAGAUUACUGUUACAAACUAUUGCUGCAUGCCACGUUUUCCUCAUUCCUUACAAUUUUAAGUAGGCUAAUUGUAGUCAAUGAAUGCUUUUGUGUAUCUGUUUGGGUUUGGAUUUUGAUAUGCACAUACUGGUAAUACAUUUUCAAAACUCAUUUAAACAGUUUUUAAACAUAAUUUAACUGGUCAAUGUUAUAUGAUUGUCAGAGUUUUCAAUCUUAAAAGUUACUGAUUGCUUAGAAACAAAAUUGAUCAGCUCAGUGUGGUUUUAGUGCUGUGACACGGUAACAGUUGCAUAUCCUCUUGCCAAACACUAUUGUAAAUCUAGAAAUUGAACGUUUCAUUUUAACAGUUUUUCAUGAAAUUGUAUUCUAAACUGAAAUUUUAAUCUCCAACUGUUAAAAGUAAUUAUUGAUAACUGUCUAUUUUGUUAGCCAUUACCGUCCUUAUCCGAUGACGAGUCUUGAAAGAGUAUGCAACUAACUGUUGUGUUAGGGAUUCCUAUAAAUAUGUAUUUAUUUAUGUAAAUAUUUUAAAGAGCUAGCACCUUAUAGUCAAUGCUAGCACGUAUUUAUUGUAAUGCUGACUUAUUUACUGAGUUAGUUAACAAUUUAUCAUCAAAAAGCUAUAAGUUACUGUAAAUUAUUUUAUUUAAAAAAUGUACAGUAUUUUAGCAUUUUUGUUAUGGAUGAAUCAAGGUAAACAACUUACUGUAUAGGGUAAAUAUUUAUUUAAUUUAAUAAUGAAAUAUUUUUUAAAUUUUAUUUAUUUGUAAAUGUUUACAUUCUUUUAGCGCAAAAUCUGUUUGUAAGUCACUUU